Molecule: messenger RNA, 1474 nt
Organism: Melitaea cinxia (Glanville fritillary)
Lineage: Eukaryota; Metazoa; Arthropoda; Insecta; Lepidoptera; Nymphalidae
Gene: senju
Product: UDP-galactose transporter senju
Exons: 4
Coding region: 318-1352 (344 amino acids)
Biological process (GO): pyrimidine nucleotide-sugar transmembrane transport
Cellular component (GO): Golgi membrane
Molecular function (GO): UDP-galactose transmembrane transporter activity
Source: RefSeq, a predicted model, not a curated record
CCAAAUGUCAAAGUGUCUUAACUUUUCACAAUCAUUUAAAAAUAAUAAUAAAUAGGUGUAUCUAAUCAUAAUAAUACGUUUUGUAGAUACAUCAUACUAUAUCAUUCGUACAUGGUGUAUUCACAUAGAUUGUUCGCCCACGAGUUAUUAAUAUACGACUAUUGAAUUGAUUAAACAUACAAAUAAUGUAAAAUAAUUAAAAUAUUUCUACUAAUAGUGAUAUUGUUACGUGAAUCUUAUACUUUUUUAAUGUUGUGCAUUUAUUGUUUAAUAUAUUGUCGGCUUUCUUGAGCCAGAAAUAUUAAAUUUAAAAUAAAAUGAAUUGGCGUAAAUUAUUUCCUAAUAAAGAAGCUUUUAUAGUUUUUGUUUUAUACAUUGUUUUAUUUGUAUUUCAAGGUGUUUUUAUUACUGCCUCAAAAACGGAAAAUGGAAUCUAUGAUUAUAAUACUACCCUUGUUGUAUUUCUAUCAGAAUUAUUAAAACUCCUAAUUUCGGGUGUUUUAUAUACAUACAAAAAAGAGAAUGAGCCAAAUAUUUUUAGAGCUGUAAUUAAUAAAUAUAGUCUCCUAUUGUACUACUUUAUACCUUCCCUUCUGUACUGUUUCUACAAUAACUUGGCAUUCAUAAAUUUAUCUCAUUAUGACCCAACAUCAUAUUAUAUUCUUUUGCAAUUCAGAGUGGUAAUAACAGCACUGAUUUUCCAGUUUUUAUUUCAAAAGAACCUUACUUGCAUACAGUGGAUUUCCUUGGGUAUUCUCACUUUUGGAUGUAUGAUAAAGAAUUUUGAUGCAACAGCAAUACAGUCUUCAGGCGAAUCUGAUAUUUGGUCUCAGAUAUUUAACAUAUAUUUUUUGUCAAUUAAUUUCCAAAACUUUUGUUCUUGUUUAGCAGGUACGUACAAUGAGUAUUUGCUUAAAACUAAAGGUGCCAAUGUAAACAUUUUUUUGCAAAAUGUCUUUAUGUACCUGGACUCUGUUAUAUGUAAUUUCUUUGUACUAAUGUUUAAAGGUGAAUUGGGUACAAUCUUUAAUGACUUUGAGUCUUUAAAAGAUACAUUUGUAAUACUAAUUACAGUAAACAGUGCAAUAGUAGGUAUAGUGACUAGCUUCUUUUUAAAAAAUUUAAAUUCAAUUUUGAAAACCUAUGCCAGUGCAUUAGAACUUAUAAUUACGGCUGUAGUUUGUUAUAUUCUCUUUAACAUACUCAUAACAUGGUAUACAGUGGUCUCAAUAUGUUUAGUCAGUGUUGCUGUGGCCAUGUACUUAAGAAAUCCUGUUAAUAAUGUUAGUUCAAAACAGGAAGGGAAAAAAAAGCAAGAUAGUAAACCUCUUCUGGAAGUAGUGACUGAUUAAGUUUAGUACAAUGUAAAAAAGUAAUGUAGGUCAACAUUACACCAUAAGUAUUAGAAGAUUUGCAGUGUAUGAAAAAUGAUUUUAAUAAAGUAAACAUAGAAACAUGAUUUUAAUAUAGCAAA